AUGCGCACAGCUCCCACCGCACCGGUCCAGACCGGCCGUAUGCAGCAGCAGGCCGCGACGAGACGAGCAGCGGCGAACCCGCAGAAAGAGCCCGCAAAGGAGGAGAGCGGCAAAGACCCACGGACCACAGCACGAGACCCGCAGCAGGUGCAGCAACGCGGAGGAGGAGCAGACCACACGCAGCAAGACAGAGGACAGCAGGGACACGUACGAGUAAGCGUGAGUAGACGAAAGCGAUUCCUCCAGAACGACUCUUUGCAAGGCUUCGAGAAGGCCGUAAAGUGGGAGUUUCUCCGCUUUUAA
Molecule: messenger RNA, 303 nt
Organism: Knipowitschia caucasica
Lineage: Eukaryota; Metazoa; Chordata; Actinopteri; Gobiiformes; Gobiidae
Source: the annotation of a GenBank genome assembly